AUGACUUUCUCGCUUAUCAUCAUGGAGACAAACACCAGACGUCAAGAGAUUCUGUCAAACCUGAACGAGUUCUCAGACGGAGACCAAAUACUCGCCGAGUUCAGAACCUCAAUAGAGGAAAAGUAUCUCCGCCACAGUGAUCCAGAUAUCCCGAUUCAGCGAUUCGGGUUCCUCCUCGGACAACUCCUCCUAUUCAAGACGGAGAUCUGCGCACGCCAGAAACUCAUCUACCUCCGAGGCAAGCAGCCGUCUUCUCUCGAUUACGACGUAUCGCAAAAGACACUCCUCAUCGCAUGCACAGCCCUCGAGACAGGCCUCGAAAUGCAUUCUGAUGAACUUCUACGGGGUUUCCGCUGGUUGACAACAACCUAUACACAAUACCAUCUCCUCACGUACAUUCUAUGGCAUAUGUGUGUUUAUCCGGAAGGUUUGCAUGACGAGAGGGCAUGGCGCGGUGUGAACAUACAAUUUGCUAUGAUGGAGGAUCCAUCGUGGCCGGAUCCUGGCCCGAAGUGGCCUAUCGUCGUGCAGUUGAAGAAUAAGGCACAGCAAGCUCGGCAGGCGCGUGAUUCUGCACAGGGUCAGAGUAUCAUUCACGAAACAGCUGCUGCUGAGCCGGCCCCGAUAUAUACUUUCGAUAUCGAUGGAUGGGAUCCAGAUUGUGUGGAUAUUUCGGACUGGAAUAGUUUGGCUCAAAGUCUUUCGUUGCUACGGUGA
Molecule: messenger RNA, 717 nt
Organism: Penicillium olsonii
Lineage: Eukaryota; Fungi; Ascomycota; Eurotiomycetes; Eurotiales; Aspergillaceae
Source: the annotation of a GenBank genome assembly